GGGACUGAGUUUUGGUGAGUCUUGUUGUUGAAAAGAAAUCUGGAAAUCAGUGGAAAUGGAUGAGAAAAUUGCUGUUGUUGAAAGUUUCCUGAGUUGCCACGUAUGUUCAGAGACUUUCAGAGAUCCUGUGUCUCUGAGCUGCAACCACAGUUUCUGUUCAAGCUGCCUGCAGGAAUUCUGGGAACAAGCUAAAAACAAAAACUGUCCCAUCUGUAAAAGAAAAUCCUCUAAAGAUCAUCUAGUAGUGAACUUUACACUGAAGGAACUGGCCGACUCCUUUGCUGGGAGACAGAAAACUGGAUCAUCUGAAGCAGAAAAAGUGGAGCAGAAAGUGGAGGUGGAGUGUAGUAAACAUCCAGAAGAAACUCGAUUGUUCUGUAAAGAUGAAGGCAGAGCUAUUUGUCCUGUCUGUGAGUUUUCUCUCCACCAGAGUCACACAGUGGUUCCUAUAGAACAAGCAGUCAGUGACCUGAAGGAAAAGCUGAAAUCUGACUUAAAGUCUCUGCAGGACAAGAAGGACAAAUACAAACGAGUGGAGGAAACGUACGGAGAAAUGAGAGAACACAACAAGAAUCAGCUGUUGUCCACAGAGAGGCAGAUCAGAGCAGAGUUCAACAAACUCCAGCAGUUCCUGAAGGAGGAAGAGGAGUCCAGACUGGCAGCUCUGAGGGAGGAAGAGGAGCAGAAGAGGAAGACCAUCAGCAGAGAGAUGGAGAGGAUCCAGGAGCAGAUCUCCUCUCUGUCAGACAGCAUCUCUGCUGUAGAAGAAGAGCUGCAGAAACACAACAUGUCGUUCCUCAGAGGUUAUAAAGACGCUCAGACCAGAGCCAGAGCCCAGAGCUCACUGUCAGACCCACAGCUGCUCUCAGGAGCUCUGACAGAUGUGGCCAAACAUCUGGGCAACCUGUCCUUCAGAGUCUGGGAGAAGAUGAAGGAGAAGGUCCACUUCAGUCCUGUCAUUCUGGACCCAAACACUGCAAGCCGCUGGCUCUAUCUGUCUGAUGAUCUGACCAGUGUGAAAUAUGGAGACACAAAGCAGAAACUUCCUGAUAAUCCAGAGAGAAACAUGAAGUAUGCUGAGGUUCUGGGCUCUGAGGGCUUCAGUUCAGGGAAACACAGCUGGGAGGUGGAGGUGGGAGAUCAUCCUGACUGGGUUGUAGGUUUGGCUAAAGAGUCAGUUGACAGGAAGGGAGAGAUAAAGGCUUCACCAGAAUAUGGAAUCUGGUGUUUAUGGCAUCGUGAUGGAAAAUACACUAAUGGUGAUGGUCAGACUGUCAGAGAGAAGAAGAAUCUCCAGAGGAUCAGAGUCCAGCUGGACUAUGACAGGGGGGAGGUUUCCUUCUACGACUCUGAAGACAUGACUCAGAUCUGCACUCACAGAGACACUUUCACUGAGAAACUCUUUGCAUAUUUCAGUAUUGGAGAGUCUGGAUUUGCCAAAACUACUGAUAUUAAAAUCUGUCCCUCUGAGAUUUCUCUGAUGAUCAGGAAAGUUCUUUAAUGGUCCAAACUCUCAUCUUAAAACCCUAAAAUAACUCCAGCUUUAUUUCACUCUUCAUCACACUUUACAGUCAAACCUUCAUUCUAGAUCUUCACAUUCUUCAUUCUGUCUUUAAAACACAUCUGAUGUCACUUCAUAGUUUUUAUCACUGAAAUCUGUUCAACAACCAAAAUGAUUUUCAUCAACAAAACUGUUCAAAGCUGUUAAAACGUGCAGAAAUGACAUUUUCUCUACUUUGAAUUCAGCGUGUGUUUAAAUGAGACGAGAAGAAGAAGAAAAAGAUCCACUAAACUCUGAGACUGGAUCACAUCAUCAGUUUAAAGGUGGAAAUGUUUCAAUGUGUACAAAGUGAGGCUGAUUAUCUAAAUGUAGAUUCUGAUCCUGGUCAGCAGCAUCUGGACUCAACAUCUGGAUCAAAGUCUUUGUUUGACUUUUUCUUUUAUCCUCAUCAGUCGUGUUUUUUCUUUGUGAGAUUUCUUCAUUUAUUGUUCGGUUAUUUUAGUUUUUAAAAUGUUUUCUGAUCUACACAUUUUCUACAUUUCUGGGAAAUCUUUGAACAUUUUUUGGUGAAAAAAAGAGAAAUGUUAAAAAUGUUUCUU
Molecule: messenger RNA, 2100 nt
Organism: Acanthochromis polyacanthus (spiny chromis)
Lineage: Eukaryota; Metazoa; Chordata; Actinopteri; Pomacentridae
Product: nuclear factor 7, brain-like
Exons: 1
Coding region: 56-1501 (481 amino acids)
Molecular function (GO): zinc ion binding; protein binding
Source: RefSeq, a predicted model, not a curated record